AUGGCUGUGUCGUCCGGAGGGAUCCCUGCCGAGCUGCAAGAGGGCAUCGCUGCCUUCCUGGGCACGAAGAAGAUCCUCCUGGUCAAGACAGUCCAACUGCAGGUGAAAUCCAAGUACGACGACUACGUCUUGGUGCUGACCCCCUGGCGAGCCUACGUGCUGCUGGCGAUGCUGCCAGUGAGGGUGCACAGCAGCUUCAGCUUCCUAGAGGUGCGGGAGAUGACAGCGCAAGAGCCCAGCUUGGUUACCAUAGAAACAGAUACAUCUUAUUAUGCCUUCCGGCUUAUGUCAUCUGAUGAUUUGGAGCAAGUUGUCGUCCAUGUCACCAUGUCACUUAAGAAGGUCUUUCCAGACUCAUCCCUUGGAAUGCUGCUCAAGAACUCACCGCCUGAUGUGUACGAGAGGAUCCGGAGGAUCACAGACUCCCUGGAGGAAAUGCUGCAGAGCAACCAAGGGCCCUGUGGUGGGUUCUCAGAGACAUAUGCUGCUCUGUGCGACUACAACGGCUUUACCUUUCGCGAGGAGAUCCAGUGGGAUGUGGACAACAUCUACCACAGCCAAGACUGCCGGGAGUUCAACCUGCUGGAUUUCAGCCACCUGGAGAGCCGGGAUGUGGCACUGAGUGUUGCUGCUUUGUCCUUCAACCUGUGGUUCACAAGGCUCUACUGCAAGGACUUCAGACUGAACCUGGAGGUUUCAGAGCAACUCCUGUAUAUGCUGAGCAAAUCAGUGAAACUGGAAGAGCUGGUGCUGGAAAACAGUGGGCUAAAAGCUGACUUUGCUCAGAGGAUGGCCCAGGCACUCAGCAGACAUCCUGACUCCAUGCUACACACCAUCAAUCUUGCUGGCAACCAGCUGGAAGACAGAGGGAUAAUUGCCUUCAGCCGGCACUUGGAGAAGAGGCCCAAAGGCCUGCAGAGCCUCAACCUGGCCAGGACGUCACUCACCGCUAAAGGUACAGCCCUGAGACCACACUUCAGCACUUUGUGCCAGCCCCUAGCAGCUAACGAAGUCAUCGGCUCUUCCCUCCGGCACUUGGACCUCUCUGGAAACCCCGGCACCCUGGCCUUGGAUGACACUAGCAGUUUGCAGAGCCUGCUCUGCUGCUGCGGCUCCCUCUCCCACCUCAGCCUGUCUGGCACUGACUGCUCCUUAGACACUCUCUUUGGAGCAUUGGCCCAUGGAUGCUGCACCAACCUUGUCCAUCUGGAUCUCUCCAAAAAUGUGUAUUCACACAAGAGGGUAAAAGAUGUCUCUCCUGCCAUCAAGCAAUUUUUCAGCAAGGCCUGUGCCCUCAGGCAUAUCUCCCUGGCAGGUACCAAGCUGCCUCCAGAUGCUGUAAGAGCUUUAUUGCAAGGACUGGCGUACAACAGUUGCAUCAGUGACCUGCACCUGGAUCUUAGCAGCUGUGAGCUGAGAUCAGCGGGGGCCCAAGUCAUCCAAGAUCUCAUCUCUGAUGCCAGUUCUGUCAGUGACCUAGAUCUGUCCGACAACGGUUUUGACUCUGAUAUGGUGACACUGGUGCUGUCCAUUGGCAGAAGCAAGUCCAUUAGGCAUGUCUCUUUGGGGAAAAACUUCAACAUCAAAUCCAAAGAUGGGCUGUUGGAUGUCCUGCACCGCAUUGUCCAGAUCACCCAGGAAGAUGACUGUGUUCUCCAGUCAUUGUCCGUGGCUGAGUCACGCCUCAAGCUGGGAACCAAUGUCCUGCUCAGCGCCCUGGGCAGUAACACCAGCCUCACUGCGCUGGACAUCAGCGGCAAUGCUAUGGGAGACACCGGUGCCAAAAUGCUGGCCAAAGCCCUGCAAAUCAACACAAAGCUCAGGACCGUGGUUUGGGACAGGAACAAUACAACUGGCCACGGACUCCUGGAGGUGGCUCAGGCCUUGGAGAGGAACUACACCCUCAAGUCCAUGCCCCUGCCAAUGAAUGAUGUGGUGCAGGCGUAUCGGAGCAACCCUGAGAAAACAGAGGAGGCAGUGCACAAGAUCCAGUCCUGCUUGACAAGGAACCAAAUGCGGCGCACGCUGCCAACCCAAACCUUCCGACUGCAGCAGGGCAUCCUGACCACCUCCUCGGAACAGAUGGUGAACGAAAUCUGCCUCAGUGUGCAGAAGCACGUUGACGUCCUCAGCUCCUGCCUGGGCAGGGAGGUGGAGACUGACAUCAUCUUCGCAGAGGAAGCCAUCAGGAACGCCAACCUGUCUGUCAGUAUUUUGCCUCUGCUGUAUGAAUCAGGAAACACCCCAUACCAGAACGGCAAGCUCCAGCAUAAGAUGGAGUGUCUCAUGGAGGAAGUGUCGCAGGCUUGCAGCCGGGAAAUCCAGGCGAUCAUGCAGGCAGUGCUGGACACAGUGCACAACCUCUGCCCGGACAUGGUACAGAAGAGAGGAGUCAGGGAACAGCUGGUCAACGCCAUGUCUGAGCGCAUCUACCUGCAGGACCAUCUCCACCUCACUUCUGUCCUGGACCAGAUGGUCACCGAUGUCUUCAGCAAGCUGAAUGAAAUCAAGCUGUGUGUCACAGCGGCUGUGGCCGACUGCGUUGUGGAUGCCGUGCUGGGAGACCUGAGUGCUGCCCAGUGCAAGCUGGCCGAGAGCCUCCUCAAGCACGGGCUGGACCUGCCGUCCUUGCAGCUGGAGACCACUGAAGAUGAUGUCACUGCGCUGAUGAGGGGCAGAAAUCCUCUGGAUAGCGCCGAGAAGGGCUUCGCCGCAGAAGAGUACAAGAUGGCUCUGCGGAGGAAAAACAAGCAUUUCAGGAGCAUCCGGCCCACGCCAACUAUGAGAAUCUGGUGCAUCAGGGCUCUGCCGCCCUGGGAGUGGCAGAAAACCAAGUGCUUGGCCGGGGGCUCGCGGGCCUUGCUGCGAGCUGUGCCCGCCGCCUCGGCGCCGCCUGCGCGGGGUCAGGGCGCCUCUUGGGCCGCUUGCGUCACUCCCCACCCCGACUCCAGCAAAAAAAGGAAAAAACCGCCCUCCCGGAGCCCUCGCGACAUCGCAGGAUGCGGCCCCGCGCUCGCUGCAAAGCGGUUGCCCGGGGCUGACGCGCAAGCUCUCCCCCAGCGCGCGGCGGCAGAGCGGCCGCCUGGCCCCCCCUCCGCCUGGCGCAGCCCCCCCGACACCGCAGCCCUUAUGGACCUGCCGACCCACGGCGACAAGCUGGAGCACUGCACCAAGGCCAGGCCCCGGCCCAACCGCAGGCACAAGCAGCCACCGAGCAAGCCAAAUGUGCAGCCUGUGUCCUGUGAGAACAGUGAGGACAGGAGCAUCACGCGUGUGGACGAGGGCCUGGAGGACUUCUUCACCAAGAAGCUCAUCACAGAGGAACUACCCCCCGCAGCACUGGAGCCCUGCCCUGGAUCAACCCUUCCAGCAUCCUCCAGCUCUCGCACCCUCAAGAAGAAAAUUGGGAACUUUUUUGCAUUCAAGAAGCCCAAGUCCAGCCGGGGCUCAAGGUGUGAGAAGGAGCCCGAGGGUGUCACAGCCCCCAAAACCAGCCGGUCGAUGCUCAGUGACAUUUUGCGGGCCCCCAGCAAGGCAGGAGAGGCGCUGAGCAAGUCCGAGGAAGGGGGCCUUGCCGCCGAGCCCCGGGCAGAGCCUGAGCACAGCCAGACUCCCGACUCUGCCCGCAGGAUCAGGCCCAAGUACUCACGGGAGGGCAAGUCCCAGUCACUCAUUUUGCUGUCCGGGGAGGACGAGGACGCGCUCGGGGUCAGGCACGACAAGAAGAGGCACCUGGAGAAGAGCGACGGGGAGCUGCCCAACUCCUUUGAGCAGCGCGUGCACCUCAUGCUGCACCGCAUGGGGGUCACAAAAGGCCUGGCCACCGAGAACAAGAAGCAGCAGAACAAGGACAGCGAGAUCAAGAAAGCCGGCUCCGAUGGGGACAUUAUGGACAGCUCUGCAGACUCGCCACCCCCAUCACUGAAGGUGCGCACACACUCCGUGUCCACAGACACCUCCUUACGGAGCAGCCCAGCCCCCCCAGCAGAGCCCAGCAUGGGCGCUGCCAGGCCAGCCUGGAAGGCGCUGGGGAAGCAGCUGAACGCGGAGCUGAGGGGGAAGAGCGCAGAGGCGGCGCGGCGCUUGCUGCCCGGCGCUGAGGCGAACAUGCGCCUGACGCCCCGGCUGGCUGCGCUGAGUGGGACCAAUCGCCGAGCUGUCUCCAUCCACGAGGACCAGCUCAGGGAGCCAGGGAGCCUGACGGAGCUGGAGAAUGUAAUGAUCCCCCUUCGCCUGCGGCGCUCCCCUGUGCUGAAACGGAGGAACAAACGCAACUCCCUUGCGGAGCCCGAGGCGCCCAGUGAGCCCUGCCCAUCCUCGGACACCACGGAUGCCAGCACCGGAGACACGCCAGAGGAGCCACUGCCCAGCCCGGAGACAAAAGGAGCGGAGCCCCAAGCCGCAGCACAAACUGGUGCAAAUGCGCAAGACUCAACCCUAGACCAAAGAAGCCCAGGGGCAGGCAGGGGGGAGCCUGCCCUGGGACUGUGA
Molecule: messenger RNA, 4491 nt
Organism: Tinamus guttatus (white-throated tinamou)
Lineage: Eukaryota; Metazoa; Chordata; Aves; Tinamiformes; Tinamidae
Source: RefSeq, a predicted model, not a curated record